GAGACCAUUGCGGACAAGAUCGACCGGCUCGGCAUUCUCAAGGUCUCCCUUGUCGAGCUCAAGGGCGAACUUAAGGAUGCACAGAAUGCCCUCUCCAAGGAUUUCGAUGUGCUGAAGAAGCUCUCCGAGACCUGCGAUGCCAAGACUCAUGAAUGGGACGUGCGUGAGAAGACCCGCAACGAGGAGUUGUUGGCCAUUCAAGAGACCGUCAAGAUCCUGAACAGCGUGCGGAGCUCAGAUGCUUGGAAACCGGGAUCACACCGAGCUCCUCUCACUGAGCUGCAGGAGCUUAGUUGGGCAGAGCCCUUUGAAGGUACGAGGCAGCCCUGCAUUUUAUCCCCCUCCCAAGGAUGA
Molecule: messenger RNA, 354 nt
Organism: Symbiodinium necroappetens
Lineage: Eukaryota; Dinophyceae; Suessiales; Symbiodiniaceae
Source: the annotation of a GenBank genome assembly